UAGGAGCGGCUCUUUGCUUGCGACCACACCAUUCCCUCCUCGGUUGGAGAUUAAGCGUUCUUGUAGCGGGUAUUUUCAGUGUAUAGAUCGGAUAUUCCUGACCGAACGUUGAAMGCAAAUAGAGUUACCGCAACUGGGUCACAUCCCCUUUUAUUUUUCUUUCUAUAGCYAAUAGCUUGACUACCAUAGACUAUGGUAGAUUAUCACGCUUCUAAUAGUCAAGCAUCGUCUGGAGGUCCAGCCGUUUACAUGGACCCAAGAGAACAAGAAAAUGACUGGGACCGGGACCUGCUGCUGGACCCGGCCUGGGAGAAACAGCAGAGAAAGACGUUCACGGCCUGGUGCAACUCCCACCUGAGGAAAGCAGGCACGCAGAUCGAGAACAUCGAGGAGGACUUCAGGGAUGGCCUCAAACUCAUGCUCCUGCUGGAGGUCAUCUCAGGGGAACGGUUACCUAAGCCCGAGAGAGGCAAGAUGAGGGUCCACAAGAUCAACAACGUUAACAAAGCGCUGGACUACAUUGCCAGCAAGGGGGUCAAGCUGGUGUCCAUCGGCGCAGAGGAAAUUGUGGAUGGCAACGCCAAGAUGACCCUGGGAAUGAUCUGGACAAUCAUCCUCCGUUUCGCCAUCCAGGACAUCUCUGUGGAAGAGACCUCUGCCAAGGAGGGCCUGCUCUUGUGGUGCCAGAGGAAGACCGCGCCCUACAAAAACGUCAACGUGCAGAACUUCCACAUCAGCUGGAAGGAUGGYCUUGCCUUCAACGCUCUGAUCCACAGACACAGGCCAGAGCUCAUUGACUACGACAAGCUAAGGAAGAUCGUGGGCACGCUGAGGCCCGACGAGAAGGCCAUCAUGACCUAUGUCUCCUGCUUCUAUCACGCCUUCUCUGGCGCCCAGAAGGCUGAGACUGCAGCCAAUAGGAUCUGCAAGGUGCUGGCUGUCAACCAGGAGAAUGAGCACCUCAUGGAGGACUACGAGAAGCUGGCUAGUGACCUGUUGGACUGGAUCCGCCGGACCAUCCCGUGGCUGGAGAACCGGGCUCCAGAGAAGACCAUGGCCGAGAUGCAGCAGAAGCUGGAGGACUUCCGGGGCUACCGCCGCGUCCACAAGCCCCCCAAGGUGCAGGAGAAGUGUCAGCUGGAGAUCAACUUCAACACCCUGCAGACCAAGCUGAGGCUGAGCAACAGGCCCGCCUUCAUGCCCUCCGAGGGACGCAUGGUGUCGGAUAUCAACGGGUCAUGGCACAACCUGGAGGGGGCGGAGAAGGGCUACGAGGAGUGGAUGCUCAACGAGAUUCGUCGCCUGGAGAGACUCGACCACCUGGCCGAGAAGUUCCGUCAGAAAGCCACCAUCCACGAGUCCUGGACCGAUGGUAAGGAGGCCAUGCUGACCCAGAAGGACUAUGAGACAGCCAGCCUGUCGGAGGUCAAGGCUCUGCUGAGGAAACACGAGGCGUUUGAGUCUGACCUGGCCGCCCACCAGGACCGCGUGGAGCAGAUCGCUGCCAUCGCACAGGAACUCAAUGAGCUGGACUAYUACGACUCCCCCAGGGUGAACGCCCGCUGUCAGAAGAUCUGUGAGCAGUGGGAUGCCCUGGGGUCUCUCACCCAGAGCCGCAGGGAGUCUCUGGAGAGGACAGAGAAGCAGCUGGAGUCCAUUGACGAGCUGUACCUGGAGUACGCCAAGAGGGCGGCACCCUUCAACAACUGGAUGGAGGGGGCCAUGGAGGACCUGCAGGACAUGUUCAUCGUUCACAACAUCGAGGAGAUCCAGGGCCUCAUCACAGCCCAUGAGCAGUUCAAAUCUACCCUCCCCGAGGCCAACAAGGAGCGGGAGGCCAUCCAGGCUAUUCAGGCGGAGGUGCAGAAGAUUGCCCAGUACAACGGCAUCAAGCUGAGCGGGGGCAACCCCUACACCACCAUCACACCCAAGACUAUCGACAACAAGUGGGACAAGGUGGAACAGCUGGUUCCCCAGCGUGACCAGGCCCUGCAGGAGGAGCUGGCCAAGCAGCAGUCCAAUGACCACCUGCGCCGCAAGUUUGCCACCCAGGCCAACAUCGUCGGGCCCUGGAUACAGACCAAAAUGGAGGAGAUUGGACGGAUAUCCAUUGAGAUGAAUGGAACUCUGGAGGACCAGCUGGUGAACCUGAGAGAGUAUGAGCAGAGCAUCAUAGAGUACAAGCCCAACAUUGACCAGCUGGAGGGAGACCAUCAGCUCAUCCAGGAGGCCCUCAUCUUUGACAAUAAAUACACCGCCUACACCAUGGAGCACCUGCGGGUGGGCUGGGAGCAGCUCCUCACCACCAUCGCCCGCACCAUCAACGAGAUCGAGAACCAGAUCCUGACCCGCGACGCCAAGGGCAUCAGCCAGGAGCAGCUGCAUGAGUACCGCACUUCCUUCAACCACUUUGACAAGGACCACAGCGGGGGCCUGAUGGCUGAGGAGUUCAAGGCGUGCCUGAUCAGCCUGGGCUACGAUGUGGAGAAUAACAAAACGAAGCGCACAGGGCAGAUGGACAUGGACAAUUACCGCGCUCUGCUCGUUGCCACUGGAAACAGCCUGGGCGAUGCUGAGUUUGCCCGCAUCAUGGKCAUAGUGGACCCCAACAACAGCGGCGUGGUCACCUUCCAGGCCUUCAUAGACUUCAUGUCCCGGGAGACCACGGACACCGACACAGCCGACCAGGUCAUCGCCUCCUUCAAGAUCCUGGCUGCAGACAAGAACUUCAUUAUGGCUGAGGAGCUGAGACGUGAGCUGCCUCCAGACCAGGCGGAGUACUGCAUCGCCCGCAUGGCGCCCUACUCAGGCCCCGACGCGAAGCCCGGAGCCCUCGACUACAUGUCCUUCUCCACCGCCCUCUACGGGGAGAGUGACCUCUAGGAGCACACCACAGGGGGGAGGGAUGGGGACGGGAUGAGGUUUGGGGUGGAAGGGGGGUACAUAGAGGCUUGCCAGGCCCAAUGCAGAGCAGACACUCUCCACCCCUCUAGAUAUAGCCUGCAGUUACUGAGAGCAGUAGGAGGAGAGAAGAGGGGAGUGAGUCUGCAGCCAGUGGAUUGAUUGGCUCUGUAGAAGAGGGAGGGGCUGCAUGUGGAGAGUCCUGGGAAGUGAUUGGUGGACAGCUCUACUGCUCCCUCUAAGUUCUGGUCCUGCAGUGCCCCUGAGUGUGCAGGUUUUCAUCUCAAACUGGUUGGCUGUCGCAACCUGUUAUCCUCAACUUACUUUGUUCACAGAUCAACUACAAUCAAAUGCACAUCAUGUUAUGGGGUG
Molecule: messenger RNA, 3273 nt
Organism: Salvelinus sp. IW2-2015
Lineage: Eukaryota; Metazoa; Chordata; Actinopteri; Salmoniformes; Salmonidae
Source: RefSeq, a predicted model, not a curated record